GUGUCCAUUAACAAUCAUUCCUCUCUGACUAACAGCACAGCUGAUGCAGAGAUCACUACUCUAGUUUACAUGGUUGAGCCAGCAGAUUUCGAUGCAAAACAAAUCAUUCUUGCUGUCCUGUUUGUAAUCGUUGGAGUCAUCGGAUUGGUGGGCAACAUCCUUAUUCUGUAUUUUCUCUCCAAGAAAGAGUCAGUUCCUUUUCUUCAGUCUUCUCCUUUCCUAAGGAACUUCUACUUCUACAUGAAGAGUUUAGCCCUUUCAUAUAUACCCACUUGUUUGAUUUCGGUUCCUUUGGUUUCUAUACAAAUUAUAUUUCAUGAGUUCCGAAAUGGCUGGCCUUGUCGAGUAGUUCGAUUUGUUAACGUUGCGUUUAACUGUAUAUCUCUGAAUAAUUUAAUUGUUAUAAACACCGAGAGGUUUCUCUCAACCCGCGAUGUUCCUAAAACGUUUAGUUGUUCCACUGUUCGUAAAUUGGUGUAUGCUGCGUGGCUUUCAGGGUUUCUUAUUGGGUUAUUAACAGCAGCAACAACUAGUGGUAUAAGACACGAUGUUAAUGCUACACAUUACACAGUGGUCUGUAAACCUGAUAUCAGUUACCUACCUUACAGAAUAAUUGUGACAGGCGUUACACUUAUCCAACUUGUCAUACCAAUAACUGCCUUGAUUUGUAUUAACAUCAUCUUAGCCAGAAGGGCGUGGAAAAUGGGCAAGAGAAGGAUCGAUAUACAACAAGAUAAUGUGUUAAGGGCAACAAUGAGAUCCCACCAAAUCAAAAUAACCUAUACACUUGUAUUUGUCACCUUGGCUUUUGUUGUUCCCUAUUUGUCAAUACUUUCUUACUUAGUCUUUACUGUGGUAGCUAAAUUCCAGGGAGAUUUUGUGAUAAGGCAUUUUAGCUGGGUUGUACUUUAUUCCAGCGGCGCUUUAAACUUCAUUGUACAUUUGGUUCAGAUGAAGGCUUUCCGUGUAUUUUUAAUGAAACGUUUUUGCAGUAAGUGUGGUGAGAAUGCUUAG
Porites lobata is the source of this 1014-nucleotide messenger RNA. The record is from the annotation of a GenBank genome assembly. NCBI's taxonomy places the organism in Eukaryota, Metazoa, Cnidaria, Anthozoa, Scleractinia, Poritidae.